AUGGUGCAGAGCAACGGAGCUGGGUAUAAUACCAGCGACCACUGGGCGAGCAUCAGUCCGUAUAGCCAGAGUCCGUAUGGAAACAGUCCUCUGAACGAAUAUGGCGCCACCUUUGGCGGAUUCAUAUCGCACGGGAUGCCAUCAGAAUCGCUCAGCAGAAUGCCUCCGCCCAUUCCCCCAUCAAUUCCUCAACAUACGACACAUCAACUGAUACAGCCCGCACCGCUGAUGGGCCAUCACCAACUACCGAUGCUCAAUACACAAUGGCCCAGCCAAUUAACGAACCCGACCCCAUCGGGGAGCUACUCUGCUCCUCCGCUGUCCAUCGCACCGGCAUCCAGCCUCCCCCCAGUUGAGCCGCCGAGACCCCCUGUGCACCAUGAGAAAGCAAGGAAGACGUUGAGCGCAGAGCAAAAGCGAGCCAUGUGUCAAUAUCACGAAGAUAACCCAGGCACUAGGCAGGCAGACAUUGGCGCAAAGUUUGGUGUCGAGAGAAGCACGGUAUCCAAGGUGUUGAGGCACAAAGACCAAUAUUUGAAGCAAGAUCCGGAGCCAGAUAGCUCAGCUCUCAAGCGUCUGAAGGGGAAACAUCCCGACUUUGAUCGGACACUCAGCAACUACGUCCGCCGACAGCAGCAACGUGGCUUUGAGGUCAAAGACGAGGAAAUAAUCGAACAAGCAAGGCUCUUUGCUCGCGCCAGUGGCAGCCAAGACAGAAGCUUAACUAACAUCAACAGCAACUGGCUUCUCAAGUUCAAGCAGAAACACGGUAUAGGGGCUGGUCGGCUCAUGCGUCGGGCCUCCGAGACGAACAUCCCAGACCGUAUUACCAUGUCCACAGCUAUUGCACACUUCCCAGGGGAUAAGACAACCACUACCAUUUCCCCCGUCUCUCCAACUCAGCAGCUUUCGCCUCUUUCUGCCAGCCGCAGUGACGAGGACUUACAAGCUGAAGGUCAUGAUUUUCAUUUCCAGUACGGACAUACGGGUUCGCACUCCUCUACCUCGCUGGCAGGCGAUAUGAGGGAUCCAAGCGUUUCAUUUGCGGGCGGCACGAUGAGCCCAACCGCGCCCUUUCACUUCUCGCCCGAUCCCAACCUUGGGACAUUCCAAAACAGUCUCCAUAUACAACCGGCAGUCCCUGAGUUCCAACACCAUGGGAAGAGAAGCAAUACUUUCCCUUCCCUGAAUAUCGAAUGUGUUCACCAAGAUACGAGUGGGGGACCGCUGACUCCUCGAAAUACAUCUGCCGUUACAUCAUCUUCAGCGCUUGAGUCGCCGACAAACGACGUUCGGAAUACUCCCUUCACGCUGGACACAACAGUAUCUUCGCCACCAGCUUUGCGCCGCAGUAGCAGCAACUCAAGUAUGAUUGCGCGGUCAAACAAUCCUUCCACAAACACAAGCUCGGUAUCGUCCCAUACUGCCGACUCGUCACCAACAUCUCCGACGCCAGAGGAUGCUCGACGUGCCGCAGAAACGCUGCUAAGCUACCUUCAUAGCAUGACGCCAAACGGUCCGUUCGACAAAGGCGAAUAUGCUACCAUUGUUCAGCUUACCAAGAAAUUGCAAUUGCAUCAACAUCAGAGUACGCGUCCUUCCAUAGGAGGACUGUCGAGAAUACCUGAAGGCGAUGAUGGGGAAAUCCAAUCGCUGGCCGAGGCAGCGAUGUCAGAAUUAUGA
This is a messenger RNA of Trichoderma citrinoviride, 1683 nucleotides long. RefSeq lists its product as hypothetical. Gene Ontology annotation, cellular component: nucleus. The transcript has 2 exons. The record is from RefSeq and is a predicted model, not a curated record. Lineage: Eukaryota; Fungi; Ascomycota; Sordariomycetes; Hypocreales; Hypocreaceae. Gene Ontology annotation, molecular function: DNA binding. Bases 1 to 1683 code for a protein of 560 amino acids.